CAACUUGGUACUUCAACUCAAUACCAUCAUCCUACGUUCACUACAUCAUAUCACGUGCCGCAAUAUAACUCUCCUCUUGAUGACAUUCAAUCCCAAAAUAACUACUCAUCAGUUAAUUCUCCUCAAUCGAAUAAUUCUGAAAUCUUUAAACUUAGUAUUCCCGGAUUUAAAAUUAUCGUUAUACCUAAUUCUGUAAAUU
This is a messenger RNA of Rhizophagus irregularis DAOM 181602=DAOM 197198, 199 nucleotides long. RefSeq lists its product as uncharacterized. The record is from RefSeq and is a predicted model, not a curated record. Lineage: Eukaryota; Fungi; Glomeromycota; Glomeromycetes; Glomerales; Glomeraceae.